Numida meleagris (helmeted guineafowl) is the source of this 2036-nucleotide messenger RNA. RefSeq names its product PHD finger protein 7-like. The record is from RefSeq and is a predicted model, not a curated record. Gene Ontology annotation, cellular component: nucleus. The transcript has 9 exons. Bases 134 to 1648 code for a protein of 504 amino acids. NCBI's taxonomy places the organism in Eukaryota, Metazoa, Chordata, Aves, Galliformes, Numididae.
GGCAGGGAGUGGCCAUUGUGACCCGUGAGGCUUGGAACAGAGCAAAGGCUGCCGGGCUCAGGCCCAGUCAGUGCGGCCUGGUGAGGCGCAGAGAGAGCAGGGAUUCUCGCAGUGCUCGCCGUUGACGCACAUCAUGUCCGACAGGAAGCGGAAGGCCUCCGACUCGGAGGAGCCAGCAUGUGUUCUGUGCGGCCGGGCAGAUGCUGACCCAGUCAUCUGCGGGCGCACAUUUGACCAGAGUGGGAUUCGUGUCCAUGAGUUCUGCUUGAUGUUUGCCCGCAUCGGUUUUGAAGGAAGACCCACACAGCAAGGAACUGUGUGCCUCCCCCUUGCUGCCAUCAGAAGCAAGGUCAAGCAGGCAAACCAGAAGCAAUGCUGUGUUUGUGGGGAGAGGGGAGCCACCACCACAUGCGCAGAGAGCGGCUGUGAACGAAGCUUCCAUCUGCCCUGCGCUGUGGACGGGGAAUGCGUCACCCAGUUCUACGGGCGGUACAGGUCCUUCUGCUCAGAGCACCGCCCUCAACAGGCAAUUCAGGAAGCUCCACCAGAAGACACCAACUGCCUCAUCUGCAUGGAGACUGUGGGGGACAGAUUGUCCUACCACACCCUGGUGUGCCCAGCAUGCACACACACCUGGUUCCACCGGGGCUGCAUCCAGCAACAAGCCACGAAUGCUGGCAUUCUGUGCUUCCAGUGCCCCAGCUGCAGAAACAAAUUUCAGUUCAUUAUGGAAAUGUUCACCAUGGGGAUCCAAAUCCCAGCCAGAAGACCAUCAUGGGAGGACAAUGGUGCAUAUGCAUCGCUUCUACAAAGGCACCAGCGCUGCGAUGCCAGCACGUGCUCUUACCCUGGAGGCAGAGAGCAGGCAGAACAAGAGGGGCCCUGGCAGCUCAUCCUGUGCAGCUCCUGUGCUGCGGAGGGCACCCACCGACAGUGCUCCUACUUGAGCAACAGCACAGACUCCUGGGAGUGCAACAGCUGUGCCAGCCUGGCGACCGCCUCCCGCGACAACACUGAGCUUGCUGGUCCCAGCACUGCCGGUCAGAGGGGUCUGGAGCCAUCCAACGGCUCCUUGGAACCUGACAACUUCAGCUCCAGGCCCGCCAGCCAGGCAGCAUCGGGGCCACCACACGGUUCCCAGCUCCCUGAGCACAGCGACCAGCCAAGUGAGCGUGGGACAGAGCAGAGGACAAAUUGCCCACGUUCUCAUGACAAUCAGGCGUCCUCUGAGCAGCGCCGGGGACGCCGUGGGAGCGGACGCCGUGGGAGUAGACGCCGUGGGAGCGGAUGCCGUGGGAGCAGACGCCGUGGGAGCAGACGCCGUGGGAGCAGACGAGCAGCAGCCCCAAGGGCUCAGAGCAGCUCCCGCACAUCCACCAGACGGAGGACACCAGGGUCCUCCAGGGCGUCUCCGGCAGCUACACGCAGAAGGCGUCCCAGGCAGCAGGGAAGAAGCCGGACACGAAGCCGCUCCCCGCUGCAAGGUCGGGCCCCACGUUCCCAGUCCCGGCCAAGACGACGCCAUGGCAGCAGGCAAAGGCCAGCCCGACGUUAUCAGAGAAGGACCCGGAGCUCAGCGAGAUCUGCAACAUCGAGGUCCUCCAGGGCUUCCUCAGUGCCUCAACGCAGGGGACGGUCCACGCAGUGAGGGCAGGCCCUCACACAAAGGCACUCCCCGCACAGACGUCCGGCUUCGAAUUCCCACAGCUCACGCCGAAGAGGCAGCAGGAGCCGGUCCCAACACCACACGCCGUCCCGGGAAUGAAGCUGCUCCCACGUCCAACGUCAAAGCCAAAAUCCCCGCUGCCAGCCCCCAAGUCUGCACAGGAGCUGCCAUGUGCCAGUCCCACCUGCUUGCACUGCUCCCAAGAGGCCAAUACAAUAAAGCCGGGAGAUCCCCCACACACUUUUGUCAGCUUCACUCUUCCCUGCUUUUGCCGAGGUGGGCAGAGGCAGAGACCUUGACAACAGGGCUGUCUCCUCCCCAGCACCUUCACAGCCCUCACUUCACAUGGCCCAGUCCAGGAUGAGCUGGA